Messenger RNA from Grus americana (Whooping crane), 2136 nucleotides. RefSeq names its product phospholipase A2 group III (gene PLA2G3). Lineage: Eukaryota; Metazoa; Chordata; Aves; Gruiformes; Gruidae. Gene Ontology annotation, molecular function: A2-type glycerophospholipase activity. Bases 57 to 1736 code for a protein of 559 amino acids. The record is from RefSeq and is a predicted model, not a curated record. Gene Ontology annotation, biological process: arachidonate secretion; phospholipid metabolic process. The transcript has 7 exons.
UGAGCGCGAGCUUAAAGCCAGGCGCGGGGGGCGGGGCAGGCGCGCAGCGCCACGGGAUGUGGGUGCGCGUGGCGCUGGUCUGUGUGGCGGUGUGCGCGUGCGCGCGCGCUUGGCCCGGCGGUGCCGUGUGCGCGCGGCGGGUGGCCGGUGCGGGCGGUGCGCGCUACGUGGCCUUCCUGAGCGGCGCCGGCCCCGGCCCCGGCCCGGCCGCGCUGGUGGAGAGCGUCUGGGCCGGGCGCGGCCGCCUCCGCGCCUGCUGGGCCCGCCGCGACCCGCGCCUGGCCCGCGCCUUCCGCGCCGCCUGCGCCCGCCGCCCGCCCGCCGCCCCCGGGGCCGCGCUGCGGUGGUACCUGGCCGCACUCUGGCGGCGCCGCGCCGCUUGCGCGGACCCCGCGCCGCCGGGAGGGCGCCCCCGCCGCCGGCGGGGCUGGACGCUGCCGGGCACGCUGUGGUGCGGGGCCGGUGACUCGGCGGGGAACGCCAGCGAGCUGGGUCUCUUCCGCGGCCCCGACCGGUGCUGCCGGGAGCACGACCAGUGCUCGGCGCAGAUCACGGCGCUGCAGUUCAACUACGGCAUCCGCAACUACCGUCUGCACACCGUCUCCCACUGCGACUGCGACGCCAGGUUCCGGCAGUGCUUGCUGGCCCUCAACGACACCAUCUCCAACAUCAUCGGCGUCACCUUCUUCAACCUGCUGGAGGUGCCAUGCUUCGUGCUGGAAGAGAGCAAGGAAUGUGUCCAGUGGCACUGGUGGGGAGGGUGUGAGCGUUACGGUGUAGUACCCCUGGCCAGAAUGGUGCGGCAGAGUCAGUACCACUACAGCCUGCCCACGGAGGAGAUGGGCAGCCCUGCUGUGCAGCCCCCAGGCAAGGGAAGGAAGUCCUCUAGAGCAGGGCACAAGCGGCUCCGACAGGGACGGGGGCGAAAAUCUGGGCUCCGCCAGGCACGGAGACCUGCGACAGCUGAGCAGCUGCAGGGCCCAGGUACCUUGUCCCCUGCAUCUGCCAGGGACAAGGCUGAGCCCACAACCAGGCACCCAGCAAAGCAGUGGGGGCUGGAGCCCGGCCCCACAACAGCAAUGACCGUGUUGGAACAGGACCUUGCUGGAGGAAGGCGAGCACCGGGAGGAGCACAGCAAGGGGCUGGGGGCUCAGCACACCCUGCCUGCACAGCCCACCAUGAAGAUGGCAUCAGAUCCAGCCUGGCCGCGAAGCAGUGCAGAGCCACCCAUGUGCCUGCUGUGGAGGGGCGCAGGCAGCAGUACCCGAGCAGGGUGUGCAGGUGCUACAAGCACCUGGAAAAGUGCGAGCACCACAUUGCAACUCAUGAGGUGAAGUACCAGUUGCACAACAUGGACACCCGGACGCUCUUCCACUGCAACUGCACUCGCAGGCUGGCACGGUGUUUGCGCAGGGCAAGGAACCUAAGUGACGUGGAGGUGGCUGUCCUGGCUGACCACAUCGCCAUGGACUGCUUUGUUCUGGAGCUGCCCACUGACUGCAGCCUGGGCGAGAGGCCACAGCACAACAGCUGUAUCACAGCAACCCGGGCCGUGCUAGUACCUGCACGGCAUCUCAAAAAGAUGGUGAAACACUGGGGUCCUCCGCAUGUGACCUCCAAGGCUGAGCAUCCAGACUGGAAGACACAGGACAGCAGUAGCAGCCUCUAUGAGCGAUGCCUGCAGCUGGCCUUGGAGCAGAAGUUGGGUGCUUGGCACCAUAUGGUGCCCCGAUGAUGCCUGAGAAGCGCUGCCUGAUGUGUGGGGGGGGAAAAAGACGUGCUAUGCAGCUGCCAUGGAGUGGAGCUGCUUGAUUUCUGGUCCUUGAGGCAAAGGAUGGCAUGGAGCUGGGGGCCACAGCUGGAGUGGGGGCAGGCAGAAGGACCAAGAAGCCUUUUGAGGAGCUGUGGCUGUCACCAUGUGUGAGCAUCAAAACAAGGGGAAAGGAAGAGGAAGGCUUGGAAAAGGGGAAACCCACCAUCUUCCCUCCCUGUUGUGGAGGGUGGGGGGGCAUGCUCUGGGCAUUGGAUCCCCUGGGCAGGGGGCAUGGCAGGACCCCCCCAUGUCUGGACUUACACCCCUUCAGCUAGGGGGGCCUGAGCAGUAUGGUGUGAUCCUGGCCCCCAGGCAGGGUGGG